Molecule: messenger RNA, 1470 nt
Organism: Rubroshorea leprosula
Lineage: Eukaryota; Viridiplantae; Streptophyta; Magnoliopsida; Malvales; Dipterocarpaceae
Source: the annotation of a GenBank genome assembly
AGAGCAUGAUUUUUAUUCAAGUUCAACGUGAACGCAUGGGAAGGAGCUGAAUACUUAGAAUUGUUACUUAUCACUCUUUCUUCUGCACUUCUUUGAGAAAAUCUUUGUUGUCCACCAAAACCUGGAAAAUAAAAUAAUACUAUUAGAUAAUCAGAUGGAGAUUACUAAGUAGCUAUAAUUGAAACUGCUGUGUCUCAACUCAAGGACCAACCGUUUUGUGGCCAUCUGGAUCAAGGAAGGAAAUGAUUCUGGUGAUUGGAUCUGGGAGUCUGGUUAUCUUUCCUCCAAGUUCUUGACUGACCAGUGUGACAACAGCAGCACUCUUGUAUACAUCGUCAGUGCUUAUAGAAACCUAGCGAUGGGGUUCAAUGUUGCAUCAGUGGUGUAUUCAGUCACAUUAUAGUUAUAUUUCAACUCCACGGCAGUUGUCUGAGUUAAGUUUGAUCCAUAAGCCAUCAUAGCAAUGGCAAACUGUCCAGUAAAAAACACGUCAAAGAAAUGAUCCUGUACCCUGGAGUGCUAAAGCUUCCGUGCAGAAUUCAAUAGCAAGAUCGAGAUCAGCUACAUUCAGCAUUAUUUGGCAAAGUGGUUCUGGAGUUGGAGGCCUCUGAAUGAUCUCAAAGCUAUAGCCAUCAAAAUCCUGCACGAAGGCAAAAAUGGUUGUGCCCCCUUCCUGAAUUGGCCCUGGUUCACGUGUGACGACUCCACCCUUGGCCCGAAUCUCCUCCACCGUUUUGUAAACCUGAAGAUUCAGACGGGUAAGUAACAACUAAAUUUUGUAAUCUGAAUUUUUAAUGAAUGUGAUUUAGAUCACUCUAUGACACACACAUCUUGGCUUGCAAUCCCAAAAUGUCCGAAGGAUGUUCCAAUCUCCAACUUGUCCACCCCAUAGACUGUGAAGGAUAGAAUGAGGUAAUUAGUAUCAUCUUUGGUGUAGGCAAAAGGCAUUCAUCCUGAAUAUGCAUAGAAGUAUGUAAAGAAAUGGCAGCUUAUGUUAUAUGUAAAGUCAAAUAGACAGUAUACUCUGUAUCAACUCCAGGACAAAAUGAGAUUCUUCAGGGCCAUAUCCAAUGACUGCCUUUGAGUGUUUUUCUUCUGGGAUUUCUGUUCUCCUCAACAACGUCAUCCCAAAGGCUUCUGUAAAUAUCAUACUUAAUGGUGCGAUUGAGAUCGCUGACUCUGAUAACAGCAUGCAGGAACCGGCGAUUAUCUUGUUGCACCCAUUCAAACAAAUCAUCACUGGAAUUGGAAUGAGCAGCCAUGCUUGAUCCAACCAGAGACAGGAGCAGAAGAAGACAACAGACAAGCUGCUUAUGGUUAGCCAUUUCAAGAUUAUAUUCUAUAAUUUUAUGAUAUAAAUCCUUCUGUGUAUGGACAAUACACCAGUCAUCAUCACCAAUUUAUAGUUCUUUGCUUUGUUUGAACAUCAACUCUAUUUUUGGUUCAAACAUCUGCCUUUAACAUUAUACG